Molecule: messenger RNA, 1541 nt
Organism: Procambarus clarkii (red swamp crayfish)
Lineage: Eukaryota; Metazoa; Arthropoda; Malacostraca; Decapoda; Cambaridae
Product: ankyrin repeat family A protein 2
Biological process (GO): regulation of gene expression
Cellular component (GO): nucleus
Molecular function (GO): protein binding
Source: RefSeq, a predicted model, not a curated record
AAUUUUUGUUGUGAGGUGGCAACACUGGCUGGAGGUAAACAAUCCUUGACGGUACACUACGACGCCCACCCACUGUACCGCCCACCCACUGUAACGCCCACCCACUGUAACGCCCACCCACUCUAACUCCCACUGUACCGCCCACAACAGGGUUAAACAGUGUGAGCAUCCGGUUGUCAAAGGAUCACGCCCAGAUUUUGUGAGGAAUAAAAUGACAACUUUCAAUUAUCGUCAAUGGUGCAGUGAUCAAGAAGGGAGAGAACAGCAGCCGGCAUCCCCUGCUGAACCAUUACUACAUCUCUCAAAUGCUUCUGAAAUGGGUUCUUCAUCCGAUGAUGAUGGUGGUCAUCUAGUGGUAAAGGAAGAGGAUUUAGAAGAUGACACUGGUGAUGACAUAGACCUGUGGGAUUCACACACCCGUAGAUCAGCUUUUUCGCCUUACAGGCCUGUGACUGUAUUGACAAACCUUCAGCGGGGAAAUAUUCAAACCCAGACCACUCAAGCUGAACCAGAUGACUUUACACUUCACAAUAGGGCAGCCAUGGGAGAGCUGUCUGCAGACGAUUUAAGAGAUAUUGACGUAGAUGAAUUGGAUAGCAAUGGUUUUUCACCAAUUAUGUGGGCAGCAUAUUAUGGUCAGCUGCCAACUGUGAAGCUACUCAUUCAGAACAGAGCUAAAGUUGAUAUGGAGGGAGAAGAUGGAGAAACAGCUGUUCUCCUUGCUGCUACCAAUGGUCAUCAUGAAAUAAUUAAACUAUUAAUCAGCUAUGGUGCUGAUCCAAACCAUAUUGACCAUAUGGGAAAUUCUGCUUUAAUGUAUGCAGCACAUAAUGACAAUUCACAUUGUGCAAAUGAGUUAUUAGAGCACGGAGCUGACAUCACAGCUACGAAUGUUGCUGGCUCUUCUGCAUUCAGCAUUGCUGUCACAAGAGGGAGUAAACAAGUACAAGUUAUCAUGGAGCGACACAUUUUGAAACUGCUCGAGCCUUCGUGAGAUCCCACUGCUUGGAGGAAUAAUAUUUGCAGAAUAACUUUAUUUAGUUAAGUUUAAAAUGAACAGAAAUGUGUUUCACAACUGUUUAUAAAAUUUAGUUCUAAUAUUUAAGCCUUAUUUGCUUAAUUAUGCCAGAUUGAAUAUUAUAAUCCAAAAAAUAAUUAAAUUUGUUGUUAAUUUAGACAAAAAACUUGAAAAAGUGCAGGAUAUGGCUUAAGUUUCUUAAUCUUGGGAAUCUUCAUGGGUACACUGCUACAGCUUACGUUGUUGUAGUUUAUUUCUUGUACGUACCUAAUAAGUUUGAUCAUGAAAGCUCGUCAGUCAAUCAGGUAUCGACUUUUGUCAAGGACAAAUUUACUUCUCCAAAUCAUUUAUGAGUAUCAUACCAAUUACUGUAAUUGAAUGUAGGUGUAAAAAUUAGUGUAAUUUAUUGCGUGCUUUCACCGAAAACCAAUAUAGUGUUAUAUUUUAAAAGAAUUUCUUGGUGCAAGUGGACCUAGGAUGUUCAUGUUUGUAUGACUUGGAGGCAUAAUAAAGACUGACUUUA